CAACCAGAUAUCAAACGUUAGCUUGAAAUAUAUGUGGGGCAUCUUGUAGUGUUUUCAGAUUAAAGUAUUGUGUAAAUCAGCCAACGUGAAGAACAUGCAGGGACGGCAUCGUUGCGUGUGCGUCUGUGGUGAGUAUGUCACGUCCUAAAACACAAGGGAUUCACUGAAAUCCUAUUGGUCUGCCGUUGGGGCAGCAGUGUGUAGGUAGAGUGAGAGUGUGUGGAAGUGAGUUUGGAGCAGAGAGGAGGGGUUUUUCCACUCAACAACAACACUGAGAGGAUGCAGCAGAAGGAAGAAGCAGCCUCUGAGUGACAGAUUCUUCUUUGGGUUUCUCUGACUUUGUCCUGAUUUGCAUCUUUUUUUUUCUUUUCCUCGCACUCUGCCUGUCCUGCUGAUUCUUCUCCUCUGUGUUUUGAAUACUCCGUCGUGUACGCAGACCUGCUACUGUAUUAAUUUGUCCUGUUCAUUUUUAAUGCCCGUCUGAUGGUGAGCAGCUCCCUCCUCCCCGUUUUCUUGUUGCCGCCAUCUCUUCGGUCUCAGCCUUUAACUUUAACCCUCGUUCACUUCCAGUCCUCCUUCCCUUCGCCCCGUCCGUUUGUGCGUAACGUUGCAAUGCCAGUACUGGACAGGCUCUGGGGCCCAGAUUUCAGGAUACGGGACUCCAGCCUUACCGUCGGGGUCUAUCCGGACGAGCCUCCUGGCUCGCGGGUUUGGGGACCCCUCAGGACCCCUCCUGUUACUUGUGGCGGCCUCCCGUUGACCCUGGAGCUCCCAGCUCUUAUACGGCAGCUCAGGGCAGCUUGGACAGCUCGCAGGAGAGGAACUCGGGGGCCGGAGCGAAGUGAAGGCAGCACUUGGACCGAAGCAGUGCAGGACGAAGCCAAAGAGGUCAAGCAGGACUUAGAGAACAGUAUUGCACACCUGGAAGCGGAUGGCAGGCUGAACGCUGGUCAUGCUGGUGUGCUGCUGGCAGAGAGACGAGGCUCCUACCCGCUGAUCGACCUGCAGCUCCUGAAACCGAGUGCACAGCAGGGGCAGGUUGAGUCUGGCACCAGGAGAAAGUUAAAGCGUCUGCUGAGCUUCCAGAGGUACUUCCACGCCUCCAGGUUGCUGAGGGGUUUGGUUUCACACACCCCCGGGUCGCUCCACCUGCUGGACGAUGACUACCUGGGACAGGCAGCUCACAUGUUAUCAAAAGUAGACUCAUGGAGCUUUGACAUUUUCCUCUUUGAUCGUCUUACAAACGGUAACAGUCUGGUGACUCUGAUGUGUCAUCUUUUCAACGUUUGUGGUCUGAUUCACCACUUCCAGCUGGACAUGGUUAAACUGCACAGGUUUCUUGGUUUGGUGCAGGAUGAUUACCAUUCCCACAACCCUUAUCACAAUGCUGUUCAUGCUGCUGAUGUGACUCAAGCCAUGUACUGCUACAUGAAAGAACCUAAGCUGGCAGAGCAUCUGACUCCUCUGGACGUGUUCCUGGGUCUGAUGGCAGCAGCAGCUCACGACGUCGAUCACCCCGGAGUCAACCAGCCUUUUCUCAUCAAGACCCGGCACCACCUGGCAUCCCUCUACCAGAACACAUCGGUGCUGGAGAGUCACCACUGGAGAUCCACCGUGGGCAUGCUGCGGGAGUCAGGGCUGCUGUCCCACCUGCCAGCUGACAUGUCGCAGGACAUAGAACAGCAGCUGGGCUCCAUCAUCCUGGCUACAGACAUCAGCCGGCAGAACGAGUUCCUGCUGCUGUUCAGAGAACAUCUGGACAACCAGGACCUGGACCUUCAGCUGGCCUCUCACAGACACUUUAUACUGCAGAUUGCUCUGAAAUGUGCUGAUGUGUGUAAUCCAUGCCGGGACUGGGAGCUGGGCAGGCAGUGGAGUGAGAGAGUGUGUGAGGAGUUCUACAGGCAGGGUGACCUCGAGAGGAAGUUGAACUUGGAGAUUAGUCCUCUGUGUGACAGACAGACAGACUCUGUUCCAGCUGUCCAAAUCGGUUUCAUCUCGUACAUCGUGGAGCCUCUGUUCGACGAGUGGCAGCGCUUCACCGAGCCCAGCCUCCUCAGCCAGUUGAUGAUGAGCAACCUGCACAAGAACAAGGCCCGCUGGGGUCGUCUCCGAUGCGUACACGCACCUGCAGAAACGCAAGCCGAGGAGCCUGAAGCUGAGGAAAGAGACGGAGGAGGGGAGGACAUUCCUUAAACCGCUCCUUGCAUUUCCCAGAGGUUUAAUCAUCCUUUAUUCCGGGAGGAGAGGAGUGUUUAUCCCUUUAUUCCUCCCUCAGCUUGCUCAAAAGGCUCUGAGAGGAGGGGAGCCGUGGAAGGCAGCUCAGCCAGGAUACGUGAAAAAACAGCUCCCUCUGCUGGAGCAGAGGAGGAACAACAUAUUUUUAAAAAAUAAACGGAGAGAUCCAUUGUGAGGCAAAAAGAUAAUAUCUUAGUAAAAAAAAAAAGCAAAUACUGACAUAUCUGCUUCGAAAGAACAAAUAAAAGAUGUGUUAAAAUGAAACGUUUAUGGUUGUAAAAGAUAACUAAUGUAGUUUACACAGAACUGAUAGAAUAAUAGAAAAAAGUAAAAGCCAAAAGUAUUUACAAGUCAGCUGGACUGAGAUGGAAAAGCUGUGGCAUAAUAAUAAGAAUAUAUAAAUAAAUAUAUCGACAAUUCCUUUUUAAAUGUUACAAUGAUACGUAUUAAUCUCUUUUCAUUGUUUCUUGUUUUAUGUUUUUGUUUUUUUGUAAUGCUCGCACUCCUGUCAGGCUAGAAACGCGUUUUUAAAGCUUUUAGCACCAAGUUCUGGUCAGGUGCUGUCAACUGAACAGGACUGACUCAGCCCAUCGGUGAGAAGCGACUGCAGAUGAGAAGAGCCAUAAAAAAAAAAGUUUAAAACGAUAAGUUUGUUUGUGUAAUAGUAUAAGCUGUAUAAUCUGUACAUACUGUGAUGGACACCUCCAGCACUCCACAUGCCAAAACUCGGAGCAGUGUUUUCAUCCUCUCACCGGUGUUAACUCUGUCACAGCCAAACAAGCUCACCUACAACGAAGCCUUAACAGUGAAACGUGUUCUUGUUUAGUGUUUUCUGGACAAAAAAAUAAUUAUAAUUAAAAAAAGAAACAGUUUCUGCCUGUCGUUCCAGCCAUAUCCUGAAAGCCACACGGUUCUGUAGAAGCUUGUCUCCUGACUCCUCUGAUUGUGUAUCAGGGUCAGGUCGGGUCGGGGACCUGCGACGUUUUGCCAAGAUGUUCAUGUACUGUUAUAAAAAAAACAUCAGCUCACGUCUUUGUUACCUUUUUCUACUUCACUUUUUACGGCAGGCACUGUGUGCACUGUAGAAACUACAGCUGCCUCUUUGAUUCUAAUAUAUUUUAUUCUGCACUUAAUCUCAAAGUACAUGCUACCUUUUACUAGAGGAAAAGAUGGGACUGAAAUCCUAUUUAUAAAUGUUUAUUGGCAGUGAUCGCACUGAGGACGUGACUUCCUGCGGCAACUCUUUGCAAAUACAAGUUGAUCUUAACGGAAAAUGUACAGUUUAUAUUUUGUCACUCUGCAAAAAAACAACAAAAAAAAACAUUGUUCAUUUUAAUACGGUGUGAUUGACACUGUGCAACAGGAUUAACUAAACCAGCACUGAAUAUUAUGUAAGAUAAUAAAAGGUUUUGUUUACAGUAAGUGUAACAAAUUUGAUUUUACUUGCAGAAUUUGUUCUAAAAUGACAAAUUGUCAGCGUUCUGUCUUCACUGAUCUAAUUGUCAGAACGAUUUUUUUUAAUCUCUGCUUAUAAUUUCUGUCUUUAUUUUAUUUGGUGCUCACUGUUUUAAUCACAGAAUGUCUCAGAACACGUGUUGAACUUUCUCGCAUUUCUAAUUGUCUCUUUAAAUACCAGAAAGUAACAUGAAACACGCCGAAUAGGUCUUUUUUUUCUUUCUUUUUUUUUCUUUUUUUUACAGCUUCCAGCCCUGAAAACAAACCUGUUUUUAACUCUUGACUUUAGCUUUAGAAAAAUGCUACCUAUAAUGUUCUGGUUGAUUAUUGUUGAGUCAUGUUUUACCUGUCAGUGUAGAGCUGGUACAGAUAAACAGCUGAACUCUGAAUAAACACUGUUACAGGGUAAAGGAGCCAUAACUGGUUUUACGCAGUACUACAGGUAUGUACUGUUGUGUACAAGCCUGAGUAAUGUCAGCUUUUACUACACACAUGUACCUUCACAUCACACAGUCUGACUCUUUGGAAAUAAAGAUAUUGUUACAGAAACA
Molecule: messenger RNA, 4244 nt
Organism: Austrofundulus limnaeus
Lineage: Eukaryota; Metazoa; Chordata; Actinopteri; Cyprinodontiformes; Rivulidae
Product: cAMP-specific 3',5'-cyclic phosphodiesterase 7B
Exons: 12
Coding region: 484-2196 (570 amino acids)
Biological process (GO): signal transduction
Molecular function (GO): 3',5'-cyclic-nucleotide phosphodiesterase activity
Source: RefSeq, a predicted model, not a curated record